GUACUACACAAAAAACAUCAUGUCGUUCUCUGCUUAAGCAUCCUUCUCCUCGUCUCACCUCUGGCCCUCUCUGAUCGAUCUUUUUCUGCGUACUCUGAAGUCCGAAGAAAUAAACCACUACAUGUUCUUAACAAACAAUACAGUGAGGUUAGAAAGAGAGGAAAAAUGGUGCGGGCUGUAACUGAAUCAAGCUUAUGGAGCAAAAGGGAAAACCAAAUUGCUGUUUUAAUUAUGAAGAAGGGUGCAAUGCCAGCACGAUCGUCUUAUAAUUUGGAUGUGAGCAAAGUAACACAAUUAGUUGAUUGCCGGGCACUUUCGUGGAUUUGGGGGGAGAAAGUUAACAAGAGAAGCUGCAAUGAUUCUCUUUAUUCUAAUUGUUGCAUCAGUACUGACGAUUACAUCAGUCGACUACCUGAUGAUGUUCUGGUUACCAUUCUCUAACGGCCCUGCAUUUGAUAUCUGUGGAAGUGACUGGAAAAGUUAUUGAGCACCUUUUAUCUAAUUCUUUAUUCCUUGAAGGGUUACAUGUGGAACGUCCAUCAUGCCUGGGUGAUCUGAAAGUUUCUAGUUCUUCUGUGAAGUUAAAAUACUUGGUUUUAGCUUAUAAUCUCGUGGAAAAUGUUGAGAUAUCUGCCAAAGAUCUUGUUUCUUUGAAGUAUCAUGGGAGAAAGACAAACAUGUCUCUUACGGAUGUUCCUCGACUAACCGAGGUAUCAGUUGGGGGACCUUACUGUGAUCAUCUAUUAAAAGAUAUGUUAUCAGAUUUUUCAAGUUAUCUUUGUCAACUGGAAGAGCUUUCAUUGUGCCGAGGGUUUAAGGCUUUUGAUGAUUACCUUAACUUUUUGGAAUUUCAGAUGAAUUGGGGCAUUCCAAUCCAGAAAUUCUCUGGACUAAACAAUCUUAAGCAAAUGCAGUUGACUUUAGAUGUGUUUGAUGAGGAGGGCCUUCUCUAUUCCCGCUCUUUGAUAGAAGCUUCUCCCUCAUUACAUAGAUUAUCGCUGCAGUUACGACCAAGACCUAAAGAAAUGUUUGGGGAGAUGACAUGGAGGUCUAUUGGGGGCCAAAAACAUCAAUCCCUGAAGGUGGUGGAAAUUGUUGGGUUUACAGAUCUUACUUGUGAUCUUGAACUUGCCCUAGACUUAGUCAAGUAUGCCAUGUCUCUUCAAAAAUUGAUAAUUGAUCCGCGACAGUUGUUUUGGUUGGAAGAGGAGUCGAGCUCCAAUGAAGACACAAGGGAACUGGAGGCUGCCAGAAAUCGACAAAUCGUGCCCAAAACAUGCAAGCAAAAUUACCUUCACGAGUUGAAUUGGAAAUACUUUAAUCUUUCAUGGUUUUUUUUUAGUUAUGUAUUUAUAAAGCUUGGUAACAGCAAAAGCUGUUUAAUUUGAAAUUUGAGCUUGUGAUAACUCGCAAGCAACUGUCUACCUGGUGACACAGGGUUUCUAUAUACAUAGUUGGGUUCGAGAUUUCA
Populus trichocarpa (black cottonwood) is the source of this 1471-nucleotide messenger RNA. RefSeq lists its product as uncharacterized. The transcript has 2 exons. The coding region runs from base 678 to 1388 and encodes 236 amino acids. The record is from RefSeq and is a predicted model, not a curated record. Lineage: Eukaryota; Viridiplantae; Streptophyta; Magnoliopsida; Malpighiales; Salicaceae.